AGAAAAUACUAAAAUUAUAGGACUUAUGUUCAAAUAACGUGUGUUUUGCUCAUUACCGCCGGCUAUUCUGCCGUAAUUAGCUCCAUCUCAGUCUCUCUCUGACCUCUCUCUCUAAUGCUGGCGUCAUUCCGUCAUUUUAAACCCCGACCACAAGUGUAAGUAUCACCACGGUCUUGCUUAUGCAAACACGUAGCGUGUGGACGGUAGCUUGCGCAAACCAGCAAGUGCGGCUUGUGUGAACGUCGCUCUGCUGAAAGUUUUACUUGCGCAAACUUGUUUAUGCAGUUGAACUUUUACGUGUGGAUGGCGUGCAGGUAAAAGGGCAGACUUGCGUACUUGAUCUAAACAAUUUAGUUCGUUAAUUAGAUUGACAUGCGAAUGUAUAUUUCUUUUUAGAAGCCACUUUUUACUCCAGUUUUACCUAUAUUUCUUUUCUUCAUCUUCUUCAGAAAAAGACAGCAUAAAAAUGUAUUCAAAACAAACAAUUCAUCAUUUGGCAUCAUUGUUCCAAAAUAAUUGACCUGUACCGAUCUCUCAGAUUAUUUUAACUUCAAUGAGGUUUAUGCAAACUUGCUUGCAUCGUGUUGCCACCCUGUGGUGUUCCGUCCUUAUCGCGCAAACUAGACCGUACAAGUAAGUCGCUGUUGUGUGGCCGGGCCUUUAGACUCAUGCGAAUACUUGUGGCGAAUACUGCACGUACGGUACUGCACGGUGGCCAGUAGUGCAGUUGUGCAGUCCAGUAUGUUCUAUGUUGAUGUUGUGUCAGUGGUAUAAUCACGCAUCCUGAACGAGGUGCAGGUGAUUUAUUUGUUGUGCUUAUCAACUGUGUUAUCAACAAACUAUUUUGUACCGCCAGGUAAAAUCUAAAGUUCAAAGUUUUGUGGUUCAAAGUGCAAGUACAGAGUACUAUAAUAUUCGGUACAAGUACUCUAUAUUCAUUAUUUUUGGUAAAAUUAAGAUGCUGGCACAAUCAAUAAAAACAGCUGCAGCUGCAACUGCAUCUAGUACUAAUUUAUUUCUGAGGAUGUCUUCAGGUUCAGCAUACAAAACUCUGUCAAUAAGUGUGCCAAAGGAAUUUGUCUAUCAUGUGAAGUUGAACAGACCUGACAAGUACAAUGCAAUCAAUAAACCCAUGUGGUUUGAAAUAAAAAGAUGUUUUGAAGAACUGAGUGAUGAUGAAAACUGCCGCAGUAUAGUUUUAUCUGGAGAAGGAAAAGUAUUCACAGCAGGUAUUGACAUCUCAGCUCUGAUGGAAAUGGCUUCACUCAUAUCAGGAGAAAAUGAUGUUGCCAGAAAAGCAAAAAAUCUAUUAAAUGUCAUAAGGUCCUUCCAAGACUGCUUGUCAGCAUUGGAACUAUGCAAGAAACCAGUUUUAGCAGCUGUUCACUCUCUUUGUAUAGGUGCUGGAGUUGAUCUCAUAUCUGCUGCUGACAUUCGGUACUGCUCAAAAGAUGCUGUCUUUCAAGUAAAAGAGGUUGAUGUUGGUUUGGCCGCAGAUGUAGGAACAUUGCAGAGGCUACCUAAAAUCAUUCAUUCUGAGAGUUUAGCAAGGGAGUUGUGCUACACUGCUCGAAAAAUGCUUGCAGAUGAAGCACUCAGCUGUGGAUUGGUAUCCAGAGUAUUUGGGAGCAAAGAUGAAAUGAUUGAUGACGUGAUCAAAGUAGCAGAAACCAUAGCUAAGAAAAGCCCAGUAGCAGUUCAAGGCACCAAAAGGAGCAUGGUAUUCUCUAGAGAUCAUUCAGUUCAAGAAGGACUGGAACAUAUAGCUAUGUGGAAUCAAAUCAUGCUACAGAGUGAAGAUUUAGUAAAAGCAGCUUCCUCAGCAAUGAGCGAAGAUAAAGAUAUUGUAUUUUCUAAGCUGUGAUAACUCUUGACUUGCCUUUUAUUAUCCACUAUAUAGGGAGUGUUAUAUUAAAACUUUGUAAAAUUAAAUACCAGAGGCAGUAUAUGUUAGAUUUUCAUCUGCAAAACUGUAAUAGUAGCAUAACUAGCAAAUCUGUAUUUCAAAAGGGAGUAUUUGAAUUUAAUAAAUUGAAUGAUGAUAUUAGUGUUCGAAUUUAAAAAUGUUUAAGGUCAAAUUAAAAAAUCACUUUAUGAAUACUCAAAAUGCAUAGUGAUGCAAUUUUAAGACAAGAAUAUAGAUUAACGGAAAAUGGAUUGAAGAAAAUGUGUAAACGAAUAAUUUUACAAAAUUGACAUUGUAGCAUUAAUGCUAAAUAAAUCUUCAACAAACAAACAAAAUAGACAAAGUGGUAAAUAUGUGUUUUCAGAAAAGCUAAGACCAGUUUUUUUUAUUGUGUUGUUACAGUAUAUACAUAAAUACCUUUUCAUAUACAAGUAAAAAAUUUAAAAUUGUUAUAUAUUUUGUACAAAUUUAUUUUAUGAUACAUUAAAAGUCGCUGUUUUUUUAAAGUUACAUUUCAAUAUCAUCUGCAAUUUUCAAAAAAUCUGACAUUCUUCUGGGAGGAGGAGGUGGAGGAGGUUUCUCAGCCUCAAUUCUAUCAGCCAGUACGUAAGUGCUUUUUUCAGAUGGAGGUUCGUGCUAAGUAAGUAAAAUGAUUCUUUAGUGCAAAAACACCUAUAUUUAAAGUGGCCCAGCCUAUAAAUUUUCACUAGACAACUUACAACCUACAUCACAGCGACAGCACCGGAACUGGGAAAUGAAGGGUUCGAGCAUUGCAUAGCGCGCAUUCUUAAUAAGCAGAACAUCCAGGCACCACUAUCAAAACUAAUAAUACCGAUUUCGAAGCAGAUCACAUUAUCAUCUAUCGGAGGUACGAGACCUGUAAAUUAAGCGAUGAGACUGGCAACGGAGCCUUCGAUCUGGCAACCAUGAAGGCGCCGGGCUUGCAGGGGAGACAGGGGAACAUGUGAUACGCCUUCAGUUUGGACUCGUUCGAAUCAUUUGGUUGUCCGUAGCGAUUAUUUUUUGUAAAACAGUUUUUUUUCUAUUGUGUUCUAAAAAUGAGUUACAUCAAUUUCGAGCAACAGUGUGCUUCAGACUUGGGCACAGUGCAGCGGAAACUCUUUCUAAACUUCAGCAGGCCUACGGAGAUAGUGUUUUGUCAAGAGCACAGGUAUUUCGGUGUUUUAAGGCAUUUUUAGAAUGGAGAGAGUCGAUUGAA
Messenger RNA from Acanthoscelides obtectus, 3125 nucleotides. The record is from the annotation of a GenBank genome assembly. NCBI's taxonomy places the organism in Eukaryota, Metazoa, Arthropoda, Insecta, Coleoptera, Chrysomelidae.